Molecule: messenger RNA, 1869 nt
Organism: Angiostrongylus costaricensis
Lineage: Eukaryota; Metazoa; Nematoda; Chromadorea; Rhabditida; Metastrongylidae
Source: the annotation of a GenBank genome assembly
AUGAGGAGUUCGGGGCGGCUCACAUUACGGAGUCAUCCGAUACGUUUGUAUAAAAGAGUCAUCGUUGAGGAAGUUCUUUUUUCUCAUGCUUUAAGGUAUCUGUUAUUCCAGUUCGAAAGCGAAGUUGGAUUGACAGAAUUUGGAGAUCGCUAUGCAACGGUCAUACCCGGAUGUCUAAGCUAUUUACUGCGCAAAGAGCGCAUCGUGGAACUCCUAACUGACCCGGCUGACAUUGAGGCAAUUCGUGAACAAGGAUGGAUGUCUGUAAAGCCACCUCGAUUGCCUCCACUUGUGGCGACGAAGGCGUGUUUUGCAUUUUAUAUAGAAGGAUCCACAGUGAGUUCUGUGAGGGAAUUGUCGAGUGAUGAUCUCAAGCCAAUUCAAUGCAUGUUCAUUUCCACUUUUUGUGAACCCACCAUCAAACCCAAUGUAAGGAAGCACGCAGUGGCAAGAAUAGAUGGUCGAUUCGAGCCUUGUAAAGGCGAUGGUAGAACGUCUGAAUUUCACCUUACAGAGUACAGUGCUUGGCUUCCAAGACUUUUGCGACUACGGAAGAAGAUUUUUUAUGUGGCACGACAAACAGGACAAAUCGUUGGUAACGUGCUGAUAUUGUACGAUUUUACAAUGCCCGGUGAAAUACCAUCAAUAAUGAACAUCGCUCAUGGUAAUGAUGCACUACGUGAUAUGCAACAGCUAGAUUUAUCAAUGGAAAUGCCUUUCGUCGAAGGCAUUGUGCCGGGCGUUCGAGGAGAGAAAUUUCUCAAAGUGCAUCCUUCAAAGGUCGGAUGGGUGAAUAACAAGACUUUGUUGCUGAAGUAUCUCAUUAACGAUCCGACAUUUUUGGAUGAAGCUGGAUAUUUGAAUUCGCAUGUGCCUUUUCUACCACCAAUGAUCGAAGGGCGAGGUGUCUUCGUACAUUUUGCUCCUGCUAGUCUUGUUUCGGACCACAUUCACCAUACGGGUGACGGUCUAUCACCUUGGACUUUUCAAGGAGCGUCUCUGCACAAUCGCGUUCGCACUGUUAAGCGUGCGUUAACGCAGGAUUCGGAAGGAGUGUUUCGGCUAACAAAACAGGACUGGCAACAGACUGGUUUGGCCCUGGUCGAGACCAUUACUGUAUUGGCGAGGUGUCCACGAUUGAGGAAGCGGGUGGUUUUCAUUCAACGUAACAAUCGCAUGGUGCUGGGGAUUGUGUGCUUUAUGUACGAAUACAUUCGUGAAGGUCCGAUUCCUGAGAUUCUACGUGAUAAUUCAAUUGCCGUUCCAGGUCCACCAAUCUCAGUGGGUUUCAGUACAUUCCCAGUCGCUAUCAUUGUUGCUUGUAUCAUUUUAAAUAAUUCACUAUUUCAGUUCAUCGAUGGUGUUCGUGAAUUAGAAAGUGGUCAUGUCUAUCUUACUGUGAGACACAAGAGGUUGGCGGGCAGUUUGGACACAAUAUUGCAGUACAUCGCAAACACGAAUUUCGUAGAAAAUCACGAUAUCCUUAAUAAUACGAAACCCCAACAUCCACCUCUGGUACGUAAUGCUCGAGCGUAUGUAUUUUUCGUGGCUGGUAAUAUUGUCUAUCCCCAUGAUAUUAAUAGGGAUGACUUCUCGCCGUGGUCUGGAAACGGGACACCUGAGAACCCGACCUGUUACCGUACGAAAGUCCGGAAGUUUCCGGUUGAAACUGAUGACAUCACUGGAUUGUUUCGAAUUGGUCAUGGCGACUACAGAGCUAGCCCAUAUCAUCUCGUUCAUUUGUACAGUAUACAUCCGAAGGAAACACGACUAAGGAAAAAGAUAUCUCAGCACUUCAUACGAGUUAUAUUUCACAACAUACCCUACAUCUUAGUGGAUGACGGUGAUAGAUCAACAUCUUUUGUGUAA